AUGAGCCCUGGGAUUCAUCAGAAUUAUUCCGCCAAGGUGGAGGCCGCCGUCAACCACCUGUUCAACACAUAUCUGUGGGCUUCCCACACCUACCUCUCCCUGGGCGUCUGUUUCGACAGCAACGAUGUGGCUCUGGAGGGUCUGGGCCACUUCUUCCUCGAGUUGGCAGAGGACAAGCGCAGGGGCACUGAGCAUCUGUUGAAGAUGCCAAACCAGCUCAGAGGCUGUGCCCUCUUCCAGGAUAUGCAGAAGCUGUUCCAAAGAUGAGUGGGGUAAAACCCAGACGUCAUGGAAGCCACCAUGGUCGUGGAGAAGAACCUGAACCCGGUCCUUUUGGAUCUGCAUGCCCUGGGUUCUGCCACGCAGACUCCCAGCUCUGACUUCCUGGAGAGCUGCAACCUAGAUGAGCCGGUGAAACUCAUCAAGAAGAUGGGCGGCCACCUGACUGACCUCCGCCCCAGUUGGGGGCUGGGCGAGGAGCUCUUCAAAAGGCUCACCCUUAAGCACAACGAACUUGGAGCUUCCGGAGCCCAGCAGCCUUUGAGGAGCCCCUCUGCAUCACCCUGGUGUCAGGGCUUCUGCCUGAGCCUCUCUCUGCAGCCACUGGGCAGCUUUUUAACCCAAGCCCUGGACCAAAUGGAAACAAUUAGAAAAAAAAGUCUACGACCUAAGUCCCUUCGCUUUAGCAUUCUUCAAAAUGCCUGUGGCUGA
Molecule: messenger RNA, 711 nt
Organism: Globicephala melas (long-finned pilot whale)
Lineage: Eukaryota; Metazoa; Chordata; Mammalia; Artiodactyla; Delphinidae
Source: RefSeq, a predicted model, not a curated record